Messenger RNA from Arabidopsis thaliana (thale cress), 1002 nucleotides. RefSeq names its product Histone superfamily protein. The coding region runs from base 106 to 522 and encodes 138 amino acids. The transcript has a single exon. Lineage: Eukaryota; Viridiplantae; Streptophyta; Magnoliopsida; Brassicales; Brassicaceae. The record is from RefSeq and is marked reviewed. Gene Ontology annotation, cellular component: chromosome; nucleosome; nucleus. Gene Ontology annotation, molecular function: protein heterodimerization activity; DNA binding; structural constituent of chromatin.
AUAUCUGUAUAUAAACAAUUAUCAUCAUUCAGCAUCAACGCGUCUCUCAAUUCUCACAUUCUCAAAAUCACUAAAAUCAAACUCAAUUUUCAUCAAAUAUCUCUAAUGGCGCCGAAAGCAGCGGAGAAGAAACCGGCAGAGAAGAAACCAGCCGGGAAAGCUCCGGCGGAGAAACUCCCAAAGGCGGAGAAGAAAAUCAGCAAAGACGCCGGAGGAAGCGAGAAGAAGAAGAAGAAAUCGAAGAAGAGCGUCGAGACUUACAAGAUCUACAUCUUCAAGGUUCUGAAACAAGUUCAUCCAGAUGUUGGAAUCUCUGGGAAAGCUAUGGGGAUUAUGAACAGUUUCAUCAAUGACAUCUUCGAGAAACUUGCUCAGGAAUCGUCAAAGCUCGCUAGGUACAAUAAGAAGCCGACGAUUACAUCGAGGGAGAUUCAAACCGCUGUGAGACUUGUGUUGCCUGGAGAACUCGCUAAACAUGCGGUUUCUGAAGGCACGAAGGCGGUUACCAAAUUCACCAGUUAGGGUUUUCCUGUAAAUUUCCGGUUAAGUGUUUGGUUUAGACUCGGUUUGUUUAGAUGUUUUGAGUUUCGUGAAUUGUUUGAUGAUCACUCUAAUGGUUCAAAAUUGAUGGUUGAAUUUGAUUCUUCUUCUUCCUUUCAGUGAUUUAUAAUUGUUUUAUUUAACGUUUGAGUCCCUGGAAUUUGGAUAAUAUGCAAAUUGCUCCAUCAGGUAUUUAUAAACUAAUUUCUAUCCAUCAAUUGCGUUAUAGAGUUGCGUUUGUGUGUGACAUCGACAAAACAAACUAAACGCUAUUUCUCUAAUUAGUGGAUUUUAUUACAAGAGAAACUUGUUAUAUCGUCGUCUUCUACACCAACAGGCCGUUGAAUCAUGAGACGCUAUUGAUAAGACCGACCUAAUAAUUAGGUAGAUUUUUUUGGUGUAGUUUAUUUCCAGUCUAUUAUUCUCAGCCCAUUAGACCCAAAAGGAAAAUAUCAAGGCCCG